AUGACCAUGACCGAUUUGCCGGAUCUGGACAGCGGUGAUGGCAUCAAGCUGCUGGACCUCGACGAACCUGAUAGGGAGAAGCUGGCAGACUUUUCUUCUGAUGAUGAGUCGGAGAUGUUCUUUGAGCCGAUGAAGCCAGAUGGAGAAGAGCUGGCGCAGUCGGAGGCCGAGAACAUUGUCUUGAUGAUUGACGAAGGCAACCCAGACUCAGCAUCUUCCUGUUGGAGGCCGGGAAAGGAGCUAGGCAAACAGCUCGGUCGUGGGCAGGGUGCUGGCAACUUUCAGACGCAGACACAGAUGAUACUGUGUAACGUGUUUUUCGCAUUGCGAAGGCUUCCUCGAGCCUUGCUGCAAGAGAUCAGUCGAGGUUGCAGACCCACUUCUUUCAAGAAGGCCAAAAGCUUGGCAGCAGACGUGGCUGGCCAACUCACCCGAGUCGCUGGCAACUCAAUCCGUGGAGUCGUGUCGAAGCUUCGGAGGGCAGGUUGGCAGAUCAAGGAGUCGGAGCCCGUGUGCAAUACAGAAGAGGCUGCCAAAGCAUCAAUCUGUCAUUCACAAAGUGAGUCGGUCAGUAUGCAGCUCUUGGUGACAGAGGUGUUGGCCAAUGCGGCGGAGAGCAACUCGGACGAGAGCCUUCUCCGUCGCCUUUGUCGUCUGCAAGACCAUGGGUUUGGCGUUGGGGAGAAGUUGCAUUCGACACAGUUCUUCCAGCUCGUUGAGCACCUGGCUGCAGCUUACGUGAAAGAAGUCGACGCAGGUGAUCUCUCGGCCCCGUUGCCAGGGAUCGGCAUCAAGUCGCACUUUUCCUUGAUAUUCGACAUCGUAUCGCUUGGGAGGAGUUCCUUCAGUCGUCACGAAAGCCUAGUUGUCACUGGCAUCUCCUUUGUCUCACCGACAACGGGAAUGUUGCACACAAGGCUUCUGGGUGCACCGUCAGUUGGUGGCAACCACACUGGAGAGCAGGUUGCAGCUCAGGCUUUAUUAGCGCUGGAGUCGCACCCAAGCAUGCUGAAUCGACAGACUGCCGCACGUCGCCUGGCAGCCAUAGGAGGCGACGGAGCAAUGGUGGCUGGAGGGGAUCAGGCACGUCACAAGUCGACAAAGGCUGCAAAGCAUUUGUGGA
Messenger RNA from Symbiodinium sp. CCMP2592, 1123 nucleotides. The record is from the annotation of a GenBank genome assembly. NCBI's taxonomy places the organism in Eukaryota, Dinophyceae, Suessiales, Symbiodiniaceae.